Molecule: messenger RNA, 8064 nt
Organism: Chilo suppressalis (striped riceborer)
Lineage: Eukaryota; Metazoa; Arthropoda; Insecta; Lepidoptera; Crambidae
Source: the annotation of a GenBank genome assembly
GCAGUCUGUGGCGCGCAGUAAGCGCGAAUCGACGUUUCCCGCCGAAACGACAGCGAUUUGAACUUCGAACGUUUUUUUUAUUUUUUAAAACUUUUUAUUCUCCGCGCGUGGCUACCGGCUAGUGAGUCUUUUUUUUAAGUGAAGCCAAUAAAAUCUAUUUUUUAUCGAAUUAGUGUUGUGAAUAUGUGAUAAACGUUGUGAUCGAUUAAAGAGACUGUCGAAGGAUUCUUUGUUUAUUUAAUGUUUAAUUUAUGAAAUGGGGGUUUCCAGAGGAAGGAAUAUUUUCAACAUACUUAUGAAAAUGAAUAUCACAACAUGGCUGUCACUCGUGAUAGCGGUGGUGGCGAUGUCGAGUCCAGCUCAAGCCAGCGAGCCACGCGUCGUAUGCUAUUACACCAAUUGGUCCGUGUACCGGCCGGGCACUGCGCGUUUCAACCCGCAGAACAUCAACCCUUAUCUGUGCACACAUCUCAUCUACGCCUUCGGAGGGUUCACCAAAGACAACACGCUCAAGCCCUUCGACAAGUACCAGGACAUUGAGAAAGGUGGCUACGCUAAGUUCACCGGCUUGAAGACCUACAACAAGAAGCUGAAGACCAUGCUGGCGAUAGGGGGAUGGAAUGAGGGCUCCACCAGGUUCUCCCCGAUGGUGGCCGCCAAAGACAGGAGGAAAGAGUUCGUCAGGAACGCUAUCAAGUUCCUCAGACAAAACCACUUUGACGGAUUGGACCUUGACUGGGAGUAUCCGGCUUUCCGCGACGGUGGCAAGCCCAAGGACCGCGAGAACUACUCCAAGCUGGUGAAGGAGCUCCGCGAGGAGUUCGAGAGAGAAGCUGAGAAGACCGGGAAACCAAGACUACUGCUCACCAUGGCUGUGCCGGCGGGCAUAGAGUACAUACAGAAGGGAUUCGACGUGAGGACGCUUAACCAAUACCUGGACUGGAUGAAUCUGUUGACGUACGACUACCAUUCGGCGUUCGAGCCGGCGGUAAACCACCACGCGCCGCUCUACCCCCUGGAGGAACCCAACGAGUACAGCGUCGACACCGAGCUUAAUAUCGACUACACCAUUAAAUUCUACUUGGAGAAUGGCGCAGACCCAGAUAAGCUGGUGCUUGGUAUUCCCACGUACGGCCGUUCGUACACACUGUUCAACCCUGAUGCUGUAGAGAUCGGCUCUCCGGCCGACGGGCCCGGCGAGCAGGGAGAUGCCACCAGGGAGAAAGGAUACCUCGCUUACUAUGAGAUCUGCGAAGCCCUAAAGCCCAAGAAUAAGAAACGCAGCGUUGACGAUGACGAGGAAUCCGAAGAAGAUUCCGAAGAGGAAGAUGAAGAAUGGACCGUGAUGCACCCCAACCCCAAGGCUAUGGGUCCGGUGGCGUUCAGGGGCAACCAGUGGGUGGGCUACGAUGACAUCGACAUCGUCAGGAGGAAGGCCGAGUACGUCGCGGAAAACGGACUGGGAGGUAUUAUGUUCUGGUCAAUCGACAACGACGACUUCCGCGGUAAUUGUCACAACAAGCCGUAUCCACUCAUCGAGGCCGCCAAGGAGGCUUACAUCGCCGGUCUUGGCGCUACGGACAACGCCAUAGAGCGCGCGAGCCCCGCCCCGCGCGCGCCUCCGCGCCGCCGCCCCCGCCCCCGCACCCGGGCUUCUACCACCACCACUACUACUACCACCGAGACUCCGGCUACAGCCGCCAGGAAGAGCAACAAGCGCAAGGGUUCAGCGGUGACGAGCACCACGCCGUCGUGGAACAUCAUCACGCCGGAGCCGCCCACCACGCCUGACCCCGGAUCGGACUUCAAGUGUACCGACGAAGGAUUUUUCCCGCAUCCCCGCGACUGCAAGAAGUACUUCUGGUGUUUGGAUUCUGGUCCGUCCAACCUCGGCAUCGUGGCGCAUCAGUUCACAUGUCCUUCAGGUCUCUUCUUCAACAAGGCCGCUGACUCCUGCGACUUCGCCCGCAACGUUCUCUGCAAGAAGCCGGCCGCCACCACCAAACCCACCACCGCCAAGUCUACCACCAGCACGACCACCACCACCACCACGACGACGCCCGCCCCCACCAGGAGACCCAUCAAGAUCAGCACCAGGAACUCACUGCUGUUCAGGACUACCACCACAACUACCACCACCACGCCAGAGCCGGAGAGUGAAGAAGAGUACGAAGACGAAGCUUUGGAAGACGCUACUGAUAUCGAAGCAGAAGAUCCCAAAGUCAUUAAGGAGCUAAUCGAUCUUAUUAGGAAAGUUGGUGGUGUGGAACAACUGGAGAAGCACUUGCAUUUAUCUGAGAAUUCCGCGAGCACAGAUGGUGCCGUCACUACCACUCAAUCUCCUUUCAAUAAAAAACUCUACCAAAAGGUCCUUGAAAGGACACGGGGAAAGAGCAAGUUCAGUAAUUCUAUUUCUGAUGGAACAUCACAAAAUAGUCGCAGAGGACCACAAAACGCUGGGCUAGAAGCUACUGAUGAUAGAGACAUAUUUGUGAAGAAAGAUCGACCCCAAUAUACUACGAUCAACCGCUCUCGUCCUUCCUCUACCACUGAAGAUCCUUUGGCCAAUGAAGAGGAUGACGAUGAAUUCGAAGAACCACCACAGUUCCUGUCCAGGGCUCGAGCAGUAGAAUCUGAGCCUUCCGUAGCUACAACCGCAAGACCAUUGCAAUAUGUCAAUAUCCGCAGGGCAAGACCAACAACGAUUUCUACUUCGGAUACUGCCGAUGACACCGCAUCUAGAAAUGCAUUAUUCGAACGAGUAGAACCAUACGUGUCUAUAAGAGAGUCACCUAACUCACUGGACAUUGCCAGUGCUAGAAGGGAGAAUAUGCCAGAAUACGUGACUAUCAGACGACAACGCCCUACAACUGAAGAAACCACUACAGCGCAGUAUGAACAUACGGAACUGGGUACAGAUUCUCAAGAUACUGCUCUCGAAAAAGAAAUUUCUUCCCAACCACAAUAUACUUCGAUAGUAAGGGCACGCUCAACAACUCUACCCUCAGUGGAGGAGCCAAGUAGCCCUGAACCAACCACUGUAUUAGCUGUACAAAUAUCAUCUUUGUUGAACUCUCCCGAUGACGAUGAGUUAGAAACGCCUGAACCUGAAACACCACAAGCGACAGAAACUGAAGCAACAACCACUACUUCUACUACAACAACGACAACGACGACAAGUACAACGACCGCAGCGCCCAUUACCGCAUCCACACGCCGCGCAAUUCUUCGGCGUCGAGGUUCCACCACAACUUCAACUACAACGAUACCACCAAGUACCACGCAGGUAAGUUCUAGGAAUUAUACAUUUGUAAGACGCCGCCGUCCACUUUCCAAUCGAAACGAAAUAUCCCCAGACUUAGUAGACACAGAUGAAAAUCUGAGAAAAAUUAGAUCGACUACCCCAGACAGUACAGAAGUAGAUGGAAUUAAAAAUAUUAUCAAUUUACAAUCUCGGCAAAGAUUCAGGAUAUCAACACUUAAUGAUGACUCCGUACCUGCUGCGGCUGCACCCGUAGCUAGAGGUCAAUUCCGGCCAACAUUAUCCCGUGAUGAAAUAAUAAGCUUGACACCAGCGGAUUCAGAUACACCUCAAUUUGUACCUAGACAAAAUUUUGCACAGAGAACAGUAAGUGAAAGGCGGUUCCGCGGAAGAACUUCGACCACGGUAGCAGAUAACAUAGAGGACAGUGAAGUUUCUGCAGCCACUGUUGAAGUAAGACGACCCAAUAUUAUACCUCGCGGUCGUAGUCGAUUUACACUUAGCACAACAGAGACACCUAAAGAAUCUAUUGGAUCCGCGGCGAUCACAAGAAGACCUACGUUUUCUAGGUUUACGCCAAGACCUUUCGCAAGACAAGGAAGUACUUCAACAACAAUUAAAGAAGAUUUAAUUGAUGAAGAAGUUACAUUAAGGGCUUCCCAACGUUUACCUUUUGUAAGACCAAAAUUCCCUAACCAAUUACAAGGUCGCAAAGUACCGUUUAUACCGCGAGUGUCUACUACUGAACAAAUUUUGACAAACGAUGAAAACGUUGAUGAUGAUAUAGAAAAUAAACAGGAUGAUAUUGCUCUUUCGGAAAGUGCUAUAGAAGAAAAAGAACACGAUGAAGACAACUCAGAAGAAAAAGAAGAAGAAAAAGGAGAAGAAAAAGAAGAUGAAAAAGCAGAAGAAAACGUUACUGAAAUUCCCAAGCGUAGAGUAGUUAUCAAAAAAAUAAGACCACCAUCCAGCACUACGGAAAAUAUUGUCACUACAGAAACAUUACCAUCUGAUGACUCUGGGAGAAGAAAGUUACGAAUUAUUAGGAGGAGGCCUACAUCUACAACAGAAGCAGAUUUAAGCUUUAGCUCUACAGAAGCAGAUUUAAGUUUUAGCUCUACAGAAGCGACUACUCUGCCAUCGCCUAAAAUUCGUCGAAUUAUCAGAAAGAAAAUUAGACCUGUAGAAGAUGAACCACAGCCAAAUAUUGUUGCAAAAUCAAUAGGUUCACUUAAUGCUAUUUCGAAAAAUAGUGUAACUACAGAAAAUUUAGUAAAUUACGGAGAAAAAACACGAAAAACAUUAUUACCCUCAUCAACCACUACCGAAGAACCUUCAACUUCAAGCAGUGUCUUGCCUUUGACUGAAAAACUUGAAGUAACUAAAACAGUGGAUGUGUCUGAAACCCCUCAAGAAUCUUUGGAUAACGUUUCGCAAAAAGAUGAAUCUGAUCUCAAUAUAUCUACCUACGAUAAACCUGAAUCGAACUCAACACCUGAUAAAAUCAGUGACAGUGAAAAAGCACUGACUGAUUUGGAUAGUACAAAUAACAACGAUGAAACUAAAGAAAUAGAAUCACCACAGGUCCUUAUAGAAAAUCAAAAGUCUUUAGAUUUAUCUGAAAAUAAAGAACCAGUGACUGAUGUUCCUGUUACUGAAUCAGAAGGUGCACAUAUAGAAACUACUACUGUAAGUACCACACAGCAAACAUCUUCCACUUCUCGAGCUAGACUGCCAUAUAGGCCACCAAAACGUAUAUUCACUACUACAACGGAAUCUUCACUUCCUUUUAGUAGUCGAGUAUUUAGUCGCAAAUAUAAUCCAGGUGUCUAUACAAGUCCAUCCACAGCGGAAAAAUCUGAUUCACUUGGACCAGUGACUAGAAGACCUCUCUUUAAUUCAAAACCAUUUACUAGAAGACCAUUUACACCCUUUAGAACUACAAAAAAAGUAGAAGAGGUAUUGGAAGAGGAAUAUUCUGAUGAAGAAAUCUUAGAUGAAGAACCUGAAAAUCCCUUCGUGUUUGUUCCACAAAGUCAAUUAUUCACUAGAAAACCGAGUAAUACCGCGGAAGAAGACGAAGAAGAAUACGACGCCGAGCCAGAUGCUGAAGAAGUUGAUAACGAGGAAGAGGAACCUGAAGAAGUAAUUCCACCAAACAGGUAUACUACUACUAGUAGAAAACCCAUUUUCAAACCACGUGUUGUUAAUUCAAAUACAUUUAGAGCUUCUGUCUCUACAACGGAAUUACCGAAACGACAGUUUAACAGUAUUCAAAAUCGAACUGCAAUAUUUAAUAGGUUUGGCGGAAAUAAACAAGUUAAUGAUACUAAAAAACGCGUACAAAACGUACCGCUUGGGUAUGUAGCUCCAAUUAGUACGGAUUCAAAAUUAAAUUCUUCUAUUAACAAAGCUGAAAUACCAACCACUGUAAUAUCAUCACUGAAGGAUGAAAAUGAACAAUUUACUACAACUGAUUUAACUUUUGGCACAGAAUCAGACGAUGACGAUUAUUUAUCAAUGACAGAAUCUACCUCUACUUUAUCAGAAAGUACAAACACAUCCGAUGAUAUUACAUCAACAAACAACAUUAACAAUGAAUCAACCACCUUUGAUAUGGACGUAGAUACUAGCACCGAUGAAUAUUUAGAAUAUACAGAAGGUACCACUUCUAACCCGAGCACACAAGAUACUACAAUAAAUAGUCAAACAGAAACUGAAAUUGAAACAGAAGGUAGUACUGACGCAACAACAAUUUCAUUACCAGAAACUACAACAACUCAACCCACAGUUAUGCCAAUCGUCAAAACUCAAUUUGACAAAUUAUUCUCAGUUAGCAGAGUUGUAGAGGUAUCAUCCAAACUAGACAAACAUCGUCUUAAUAAAAAUAAUGAAACAACACUUAUAGAGGAGGGAAAAAUUAUGGUAGAGAAAAAACCUAUGAUUGAUAAAAUUGGUGAAGUUAGUAGAUUUAGUCUUAUUAAAAUAGUUGAAGAUGAAAUACCUCUAUAUUUGACUAAACUUGGGCAUGUCUAUCCAGUAGAAAAUCCUCCUGAAAAUUUGAUUCGUAUUGAUGAAGCAAGAAACGCGAGAGCGUUACGCAAUUUCGCUGAUGCUCCAAGAGAAAAUUUGGUUGCUUCCGAGAGCAUAAAUGAAGCCUAUCGUCACGUGAAGAAUUCUAAUCAAGAUCAAGAAAUAGGUAAUAAAAGCCAGGUUGAGCAUCUUAUAAAUGAUGAUUUUCUCAGUUACAUUAACGAAGAAAAUAAAUCUGAAAAACCAACAGAAACCCCAUUAAGUUCAACUGAUACGUCUUACAAAUCAGAAUGGCAGUUUGUACCUGCCGCGUAUGAAAAGGAACAAAAUUAUCAAGACAGAGUCGCAAAAAGCUUUGAAAUAGUUACUCCACGUAAUAUGCUGACAGAUCCAUCCACUUUACCUUUAGAAUCCCUAUUUAAGACAGAAAAUCCUAUCAUUGGCAGAAAGAGCGGUCAUAACCAAGAAAAGCAACCAUUUGUUGUAUAUUCAGCUUCAGUUCCUACCCCAAACGAAGAAGCAAAUAUAGUAAAACUGGAAGUGUCAAAACCAGAAAUUGGCCGAAGUAUCAUCACGUUUGCUAAAGGUCAAGAGUUCCAAGGAGGAUCCAUAGCUGAUGAAACUACAAUCAAAUAUCCAGUUAGUAUGUCAGUCAUACCUUUGAGCUCAACGCCAUCAAUUUCUACAACAAGGUCAACACCGUCUACAACUACCACGACCACAGAAAAUAUAGCAACUAGUCCAAUCAUUGAUAUAUUAACGACAACCCAAGCAACAACAAUUACCACAGAAACUCCAUCCACCACGGAAGUACCAUCAACUACAGAAACUAUACCUGAAGAAACAACCACGCCAAAAAUUUCACCACUUGAUGCUAAGAGAUCCAAGUUCGCAUUUCCAAGAAGACCCAUUAUUAAGACGAACUUUACACGCCCUAUACCGAGACCCGUGAACAAAAUUAACGCUACGGUAAUCAAUAAUUUAAAUCAGAAAGUCAACAAAACCACAUCCACCGGCUUCAACCCAAGCAAAUCUCGUUUUACUGCCACAAGAUCACAGAACGUACCAGUAGAUACAAGAAAAAAGACCACUAAUAUUACUAGAGUGCCUAGUUUUAAACCGGCAUCUAAAAUUUUUAGUACCGAAGCUCCGAGAACAACGACUGAAAGAAAAUUAUUUGUCAAACCUAUCAGGCCCAGCUUCCGACCAGCUUUUGUGCCAAGAAGAACCACUUUAGCACCUGAAACUACCUUGGAUACGUAAUGAGUAAUUGCAUAAAAAAGGGUCCGAAGUAACCCGGAUUUCUGGCCAUAAACAUACUCUAAUUGACUGAUUUUAAAGUUUAGAAUAUUUAUAUUCGCUGUUUCUCUGAGUCUGGAGAUUUCAAAAUUAGGACUUCAUGUCGUGUAGUUAUAAAGGCAUGAGUUCCAUUUUACGAUUCACUGGUAUGCGUUUUGAAUUUUAUUUUGUUUUAUAAUCCAAGAUGUGUGUAUAAUUCGCACAGUGACAUUUUCUUUUUAGUCAUAUUUUUAGAGAUUCAUAGCUUUAACUAUACUAUAUUUAGAUCUAUGGAAGUUUUUUUGUACCAAAAAUGUAUAUUAUAUAAUGUUAGUUUGUUUUGGUAUAGUAAAGGCUUUCAAGUUACAAAUUGUCUUAGGUUAUAAUUAUUUAAAAGUAGUAUAUUUUAAUUAAUAUUAUUAAUCGUUACCAAUAAUAUUUGUAUAUGCGAGAGUUUAGGUUCGGGCAUUUUAUAAUAAUGUGAAUGACAA